Molecule: messenger RNA, 2079 nt
Organism: Fonsecaea multimorphosa CBS 102226
Lineage: Eukaryota; Fungi; Ascomycota; Eurotiomycetes; Chaetothyriales; Herpotrichiellaceae
Exons: 1
Coding region: 1-2079 (692 amino acids)
Source: RefSeq, a predicted model, not a curated record
AUGGCCCAGUCAUCAACCCUAGCUCGGCCUCGCCGUGCUCCUCGAGUCCGGUAUCCGAACGACGAUAGCGACACCGAUGACCUCCCUGAGUUCACUCUCAAUCCUCGUCCGAGCCGAGCUGCCCGUCGGAUACAGACAUACAGAGAAUCGAGUGAGGACGAUAACGAUGACCGCUUAGACCUUUCUUCGGAUGAAUCAGACUCUCAGUCGUCCUCCGACCAAUCGAGCGUUCAACCUCAAAGAGGCGCGAGAUCCCAACUACCUACACAGAGGCAGUCAUGGCCACCAAAAAGAAAAGCAGAGGCGCAGCGCUUGCUCAAAACGAACAAGCGACAAAAAACUUCAUCUGCAAACAAGAAGCAGAGCCAAAUGAAUGCGAAAGGCGUAACAAAAACGUACAGACAACAAAAGCCUUCAUCUUCCACCAACAGCCGAAGCCAGAUGAAUGCGAAAGGCGUAACAAAAACGUACAGGCAACAAAAGUCUUCAUCUUCCGCCAACCACCGGAGCCAGAUGAAUGCGAAGCGCUCUGUUGACCUUCCGUUUGCAUUCAACACCGCCCGAAUUCCUCCGUGGCAACAACUUCCGUACCAUGUACUCGUGAGCAUCAUGCAAUAUGCUGCCUAUCCACUCUACGGUCCGACGUCGCGAGCACAGCCCUCGAUCAACUGGCUGUGUGAAGUGGGAACCCUGUGUCGCACCUUUCACGAAGCCUGCACGGCAGCUUUACUCUACAGCCCUCCUCUGUACCCUUCAUGGCGAGCCCACUGUCUCAUGGGGUUGCUCGCACAACCUCCCGAGGAACUUUCGACGGAUUAUCGCAGAAAGAUCCAUUUCCUCGACAUUGAGGUCAAGCAACUCCUUGUCAGGACGAGUGGCAUCUCGAUGGAUAGGUUGAUUUCUAUGACCCCUCAGCUGCAAGGGCUAAGACUCUACUCCAACUAUGAUGACCUCACAACUGUGAUAUGGGCACAACCGGCAGCGAAGAAAUUCAAGUGGAGCUAUCCGACAGAGCUAUUCGAACGUUUGGAGACUGACAAUCUCUUCAUGAGAAGUUUUGAGUGGAACGGAAGAUUUCCGAAUGCCAUGGACGUCCUCAAGGUGGCUGUGAAGGCUCAUUGCAGACCUUCGUUCAGCCGCUUGCGCGACCUCACAUUUCUCAACCUGACUCUACCCGAAAAGGCCAAAGAGACAGACGUUAUCUCUGCGCAAAGCUUACUUGCCGGAGUGCUCAGUAGUGUGCCUGAGUUGCAGUUUCUAUCAUUGCGGAAUUGCGGCAUUGUUGACGAAGUCACUAUGCCAACGCUUCCGCCCGGACUCCUGCAUCUGGAGCUGGCAAAUUGUCCCGGUCUAACUUCUGACGCUCUGGAGGGCUAUUUGACGCGCGCCUCCAGUCUCCGAGUCCUCAAGCUUGACGGCAACCAGUCUAUGGAUUUGGGUUUCAUCGCAAACCUCCAAUCUCUGUGCCCUCAUUUGCAACACCUAGAGAUCGAUAUGCUUUAUAUCGAUCCGACUUCCUUCCGCGACCGCGAGCCGCUCUACGACGAGUUACUACCUAAUGGACCUCCUACUUGGCCCACCGACCUUGCUAGCAUCUCCAUUGAAAAUAUGCGUCAACUGACGCAAGACGACGCAGAAGAAUUUCUCGCUUCGCUGGUUGAGUCUUCUGAGCGUCUGCCGCACCUGAGGAGACUCAACAUCAAGGCGAUUUUGAAAGGCGCCAGCUGGCGCGACCGUGCAAGCUUCAGACAGAGGUGGCUGCCGAAGCUAGAGAAUGUCUUUCUCAAUACUGAAGAACCUUCCAAUGUCGGGAACAAGUUUUCGAAGAAGGCACCGUCUACAUCGCAGCGACAGAGUUCUCGGAUAGCAAAUGGCCACCUCAAAAAGCUCAGUCUCAGCGAUACCACCGACGAGAGCGACGCGCCCGCUGCGAAUGCAAUCCACGGCAGAUGUGACGUGGUAAACCUUGUGAUCUCAGACCAACGACCUGCCGAAACACAGUAUCACGAAAACGACUUCCUUGAUAGUGAACCGAGCGAUGACGGAGAGUGGCGCGGGGAUAGUCAGCAGGUUUUGUAG